Molecule: messenger RNA, 219 nt
Organism: Schistosoma bovis
Lineage: Eukaryota; Metazoa; Platyhelminthes; Trematoda; Strigeidida; Schistosomatidae
Source: the annotation of a GenBank genome assembly
AUGAUUUCAGUGAGAAACCGACAUGCUGAUUGUAUACAAUUGCAGGAACCAGGUGAGUCUGUUCCGAUUUCGGUUGUUAAUUCCAAUACUAAUGAGCACAUUCUAGAUAAUACGGAGUUUUCAUCCAACACACUGUCCGACAGACACAGGAUGAACUUAAGAAGACGUACAAUCGAUUACAGACAAUUAGACUCUAAUUUAAUCUGUGGCGGAUGUGGU